Molecule: messenger RNA, 2559 nt
Organism: Entelurus aequoreus (snake pipefish)
Lineage: Eukaryota; Metazoa; Chordata; Actinopteri; Syngnathiformes; Syngnathidae
Product: beta-mannosidase-like
Biological process (GO): glycoprotein catabolic process
Molecular function (GO): beta-mannosidase activity
Source: RefSeq, a predicted model, not a curated record
AUGCUCCAUCCAACCAGUGCCAUCAUGUACUCCCAGGUAUGGCGCCUCAAGUCUCACCCGUCUGUGAUCGUCUGGAGCGCAAACAACGAGAACGAAGCGGUGCUGGCGGGCGACUGGUUCCACAUCCCGCCCUCGCAGAGGCCCACGUACCUGAAGGACUACGUGACGCUCUACGUGGACAACAUCAGGGCCCUCGUCAAAGAAGAGGACUCCAGUCGUCCUUUCCUGGUCUCCAGUCCCACAAACGGGGCCAAGUCGGAGCAGGAGGGCUACGUCGCGGGCGACCCCUACGACCCCCACUAUGGCGACACCCACUUUUACAGCUACCUCCACGACUGCUGGCACUGGUACCUUCCUCGGACUCGCUUCGCCUCAGAGUACGGCUUCCAGUCCUGGCCUUCUUUCUCCACACUGCAGCCGGUUUCCGUUCCGGAAGACUGGAGCUACAGCAGCAGCUUCUCUGCGCACCGCCAGCACCACCAGGAUGGCAACCAGCAGAUGUUGCAGCAGGCCGCCAUACACUUCCACCUGCCCAACUCCACUGAUCCCCUCAGGAGGUUUAAAGACACGCUCUACCUGACACAGGUGAUGCAGGCUCAAUGCGUGAAGACUCAGACGGACUUUUACCGCCGAAGCCGGAGCGAGAUCAUUGAUGGCAAAGGUCACACCAUGGGCGCCCUCUACUGGCAGCUCAACGAUGUUUGGCAGGCGCCCUCUUGGUCCUCAAUUGAAUUUGGCGGGAAGUGGAAAAUGCUGCAUUACUUCGCUCAGGACUUCUUCGCCGACGUCCUGCCCGUGAGCUUCGAGGAUAGCGACAUGCUGCUCAUCUACGCCGUGUCAGAUCUGAGUGGAGACAUCAAAGUCAGGGCCGUGGUGUCCGUUUACACGUGGAGUGAUCCGGAUCCUAUUUGCACCCUCAAGUCCCAGCUGCUUCCGGUGCCGGGAGGCAGCGCCGUGCCCGUUUUCAAGCAGCCGGUCGCUGCCCUGCUGGCGGGGUGCGGUCACUGCACCCGCCUCACCUGCCUGCUCAGCUUCCGGCUAGAGGACGGUGGCGGGCGGCAACAGGGGCCCUCCAACCACCACUUCCUGUGCUCGCCUAAAGACGCCCAGGGCCUCCGGCGGCCCAACAUCACGGCCAAAGUGCAGGAAUCUAGCGAGGGGUUGCUUGUCCGGCUCCACUCCUCCGCCAUUGCUCCUUUUGUGUGGCUUGACGCCGGUAGCCUUCCCGGGCGUUUUAGCUCCAAUGGCUUCCUGAUGCUCUCCAGGGACAAGCCGGUGGUUUUCCAGCCGUGGCGACCCACCAGCGUUGCAGAACUCACCACGUCCCUCACUAUCACGUCUUUGAGUGACGUCUAUUGGCCUUGACCGAGGUGAACAUUCCACAUCACGGUUAUUGUGACCAAAGCCGUUAUCGUUACUAUCAGGGUGUUGUUGACGUUACUAUCAGGGUGUUGAUGAAUGUGCUCCGAAAGUACUGAUACUAACCGAUGGACACACAAUAAAAAAAAAAAAUUCUAAGGCGGUAUAGCUCGGUUGGUACUGUGGCCGUGCCAGCAACUUGAGGGUUCCAAGUUCGAGCCCUAGUCCAGUCAUGGUGCUGGUUAAGUAACACUGGGAUAGACUAUACAGUAUCAUUUGAUAUUAAAAGUAAAAUAAUGGCAGAAAAAGUUAAAAAAAAAUAAAAAAAAAUCACAUUUUUCAAACAAUUUCACACUAGAAAAAAAUCUAAAACUUUUUCUCACUCCUUUUCAAAUAUGUAAAAAAAAAAAAAAAAAAAAGGCCAUUGCUCAUUUUGUUGAUUUUUUUUUGUCGUUUUUUAUUCUCCAUUAUUUCAUUUUGUUAUAAUGGCAGUUAAGGCUAUAGCACUGUAUUGGAUCAGGCUUGCUCUUGUUUGUUUUUUUGCUUUAUUUGAAAUAAAAAUACAUCAAAUCAAAUAUUAAAAGUCAAAUAAUGGCAGAAAAUGUUAAAAAAAUAAUAACAAUUUUCAAACAAUUUCACCCUGGAAAAAAAUCUAAAAUAAUUCAUUUAUUUUCAAACCACGACACAAAACCCACAUUUAACCAUCAGUUAAAGUCGCCUUGUAAUUAAAAAAAUUAAUUAAAAAAAGUAAAUAACUGUCAAUUCUAUGUAAUUUUUUGUUGUUUAUUUAAAUAUUAUUAAUACUUAAAUAUAUUUUAAGUCCAGUCAUGGUGCUGGUUAAGAAACACUGGAAUAGACUAUACAGUAUCAUUUGAUAUUCAAAGUAAAAUAAUGGCAGAAAAAGUGAAAAAAAAAUUAAAAAAUCACAUUUUUCAAACAAUUUCACACUGGAAAAAAAUCUAAAACUUUUUCUCACUCCUUUUCAAAUAUGUAAAAAAAAAAAAAAAGGCCAUUGCUCAUUUUGUUAAUUUUUUUGUUGUUUUUUAUUCUCCAUUGUUUUCAUUUUGUUAUAAUGGCUGUUAAGGCUAUAGCACUGUAUUGGAUCAGGCUUUCUCUUGUUUUUUUUUUUUGCAUAUUUGAAAUAAAAAUACAUCAAAUCAAAUAUUAAAAGUAAAAUAAUGGCAUAAAAUGUUAAAAAAA